AUGUGGUAUGAAGUCGACAUUGUCACCGUCUACUUCUUUGUUUGGCAAUUCGUUUCUCUUAUUUAUAAAUGGCUUAAUCAAGAUUUAUCUUAUCUUUCUCAUACUGUUCAUCAAAAAGCGACUUGUUUAUCGAUGGCAUUUUUGACAUUUUUAGUAUAUGAUGUCCUAUUACGACUUAUGCCCACAUAUCUCGGUUAUGUCUACCUGUGGCUAAUGUCUGUACUAGACAUUAUCACAUCUUUGCAUCCAAUAUAUGGUAUGUAUGAUCCUGUAGCAAAAUCAAUAGAGGACGCUGUGUCGUUUGAUUAUCCAACUGCUCCAUACGGGUUCUAUUUCUCAAAGGAUAUCAAUGAACUGAACGAUGAUGUAGAAUACAAGGAUGAGUACACUUCAAUCAUUGGAUGGGGUGACUUUUUUGCCUACGAUCUCUUAUUGUUAUUGGUUGCAUCUACAAAUUCUUCGAUUACAAUAAGAGCGUGCAUCGCGUUCGGCUGUAUAAUUAGCGUACAACUCGGUGAUAUAUGUACUCGUUUCAUAGAUUCGAAACUUGAUUCUAACGGCUUACCAGGUGUACCUCUUUCAACGAUUUUUGUCAGUGGCUAUGCCAUUGCCGUUAAGGCCAUCAUUGAAUAUUUAAAUCUUGACUGUUAG
Molecule: messenger RNA, 651 nt
Organism: Rotaria socialis
Lineage: Eukaryota; Metazoa; Rotifera; Eurotatoria; Philodinida; Philodinidae
Source: the annotation of a GenBank genome assembly